AAUUAUGUUUUUUCGUGUUGCACAUUCAGCACCAACAUUAUAAUGAGUAAAUAUAUCAUAUUUAUUCAUUACUAACGUAUUGCCAGGAAGCUUGUGAAGCUUGUGGUAAUUAGCCGGACCGCAUAUUGGUACGUUGGACCAAAUAGUUACAAUAAAUAUUAUAAUUUCAGGAGGAUGGGUUGCAUAAAUUUAUGGGUUGGGAAACGCUAAAUAAAUUAUUUAUUGGCAUAGUGAAGGUGUUGGUGGAGACAAGAAACAAGAAGAGCCACAUUCCAGGUGCAAGAGAAAAUGUCUUCCACAUGGUACAUCGGAGGCUCCUCACAUGGGUGUACCAGCCUCCUCACAUGGGUGUACCAGCCUCCUCACAUGGGUGUACCAGCCUCCUCACAUGGGUGUACCAGCCUCCUCACAUGGGUGUACCAGCCUCCACACAUGGGGGUGUACCAGCCUCCUCACAUGGGUGUACCAGCCUCCUCACAUGGGUGUACCAGCAUGCUCCAUACUAAUACUGUACCCUCUUCAAGAUGCCUACUAAGUUACAUAGUCUAUUUGUGUGCUCACUUCUUAAUGAACACACAACUUAAAAAUGUCCUUAGUUGUAGAAAUGAAUAUGCAGUAUGGAGGAUAAUGUGAGUUAUGUCUUUCUCCUGGUCAUGUGCUUGCACUCUAAUGAAAUGUUGUAGGGUUUGUACUGGAAAAUGUAACGGGGUGUUCUGGUGUGUGGACUCACCAUUACAUUGUAAUGAGUCCUGGUCUGUAGACACUCCAUUACACUUUAUUGAGGAGUCGUGGUCUGUGGACACUGUUAUAGUGGACAUUUUCAAGAGGAAACUAGAUUUAUUCCUUCAAGGAGUGCCGGACCAACCGGGCUGCGGUGGGUAUGUGGCCCUGCGGGCCACUCCAAGCAACAGCCUGGUGGACCAAACUCUCACAAGUCAAGCCUGGCCUCAGGCCGGGCUUGGGGAGUAGAAGAACUCCCAGAACCCCAUCAACCAGGUAUCAACCAGGUACUGUAUUUGGGAGUUCAGAUUCCAGUCCGCUACAUACUGUAUUGUCUUCUUGUUGGUUGUAGUGAUCAAUGUCCCUGCAGCCCAGUCCCUGACCAGGCCUCCUGAGAGGUGAUCUGGGCAACUAGGCUGUGGGACACAGCUUCUCUCACCCUAACGUUUUAAUUUCAUCCUCGUUAAUCAUUUAUCCUUUGGGAGUAUUUAUCAAGGGAUCUCUUUAACACCAUGAGAGGUCGGUUAGUUAUGCCCCUUAUGUGUAGAGGGAGUGUUGAAAAGUCUUGAGGGGCCCUUGAUGAUGCUAGAAUUCUCUCUCAGCAUACGUAUUGUACCUUUGCUUUUCAACAGGGCUAUUUUGCACUUCCUGCCAUGCCUCCUGGGGAGUCUUCACCAGGGGAAGUCUUCCCCAUUAUCAACCCCUGGAGUUUAUCCUUUGCCUGCAGCUUGCUUUUAAUCAAUUUACAGAAACUUCCUGGUUCUGUUCUACAUUUACCUUACCUUUUACCUGAGGGCCACUAACACUAGUGGCCUCGACGAAGAUAGGAAGCCGGCGGCUUGACGAUGGUCCCAUCCCCCCCCUCCCCAUUUGCCUUGAUUUUUUCCAGGUAGAUUUUCACACCUAACAGUUUUGGCAUAUACGGUUUCGGCAGAUAGGCGAUUCCAUGGGUUUAUGACCCCUAUAAGUGAAAAAGCAUCUCCUGUUCUCAGUCCUACUUUGGGGUUUGUUGAGAAGACACUGUCAGGAUCAACAUCCUCCAACUUGUUCAGUAUUUUAACUGUUCCAGUGAGAUCCACCCUGUCAUGCCUGGUUUGCAAUGUUGUUAAGGCUAUGGCUCUCAACCGUUCCUGAUACGAGAGAUGACUUAUCUCUGGAAUGACUUUUGUUGCCCAGUGUUACACUUUCUCCAAAACUUGUCUAUCGUUUUCUCAAGAGUUUCCUUCUACCUCUCUCCUCACUGCCAUAUAGUUGUUCUCUUACUCUCUUGCAACUUCUGUUGAACCAAUCCUAUUUUCUAGUUCUGAAUCUGUUUUGGUAUCAUUUUUGUGCAUUCAUCACAUAUCUCACAAAAUUUAGCAUACGUGUAAUUUACUUCCUUACUUGUAUGUAAUUUUGCAAUCAGGUAAGUCACUUGAAAACUUGCUUUCACCAUAUUCUUUUGAUUAAAUAUUGCUUUGGAAUCCUUGUUGGUAAAUCGGUGCUGCUUUAUAAUGCUUUCUGAACUUUGACAGUACAGUAUGAUGGAGGCUUAGUCAGCAAUGUUGGAUGUUUCCGCUCCGGAUGGUCUCGAUGCUCACUCUUUUUCAAUGACUUAUUUAUCCCUGCAAAAAACACAAUUUAAAGAUCACUAUUGUUACUUGUUACAAGGUCGUUACAUCUUUUCAUAAAGUUUUUAUGACGUAUUAGAAAGUUGUUACACCUUGUUAAAUAAUUGUUACAGCCUGCUAGGUGUUACAACUUGCUCAAAUGUUAUAGCAUCGUCAUAGGUUGGUCGUGUGUUUGGCGAGGUAGCACGGCAGAAUAUACAACACAUGUGGUUUGGUCGUGGGUUUGGCGAGGUAGCACGGCAGAAUAUACAACACAUGUGGUUUGGUGGUGUGUUUGGCAAGGUAGCACGGCAGAGCACAUAACGUUGUUUGGUCGUGUGUUUGGCGGGAUAGCAUAUGGUAUAAGUUUACUACAAUGAAUAACUGGUUCACGAACAGUGAUAUGACUCUAAAACAGAGAACACAUUGAGAGUUUCUGUAUAAUAAGGUGUACGUAUAAAUAUGAAUCAGUUGUCACAAAAAAUGUGAGUGGCAUACAGCCAGCGUGGUACCUCUCCGUCACAGCUAGCAACACACUGCACCAUUUACGUCCUGUUUCCAUAACACACCAGCCCAUCCUCUUAAGGUUCCCAACGUCAAGAAACUGUCGUACUAAAGUGCCGCUAUUCUAACCUGCCAGAGGACCCAAAACAGAAAACAGGACAGCAUGUCAAUUUCGCAAGCCGCUACCAUUUUCUAGUGCGACAAUUUUUGGCUUUAGUUGGUGAUGCAGAGGUUGUGAUGGCGACCCGGGACUGGUCGGACUCCGAGUCAGUGGCCAGCAGCGUUGCGGCCGCGUCUGAAGUGUCCACGGUGCCUGACAAGUUUGGCUUCUUAGGAGGUGCACAGUACUCGGAGGACUGGUAUGUGCCAAACUCUCCAGUCACACACUCACUCUUCUGGUAUCAAAAUCUUUUCAAUAGUGAGGAGACUGUACCGGUCGAUGUGAUCAGACGACGCGAGAAAAAAUGGCUGGAGAUGUUCAGCAACUGGGACUCUCACAUGCUCAAGAAGUACAAGAAGGUCCGUGACCGCUGUCGUAAGGGCAUUCCAUCAGCACUGCGCGCACGAGGAUGGCAGCACCUGUGUGGUGCUCACAAACAAUUAGAAAGAAACCCCGGAGCGUUUGACCAGCUUGCUGAGGCUCCUGCUGAUCCCCGACUUGAAGAUGACAUCAGAAAAGAUCUUCACCGGCAGUUUCCCCUUCAUGAAAUGUUCCUUCAGAAAGGAGGUCAUGGGCAAGAAGAUUUGUUCCGUGUGCUGAAGGUGCAUGCGCAGGUGUCACCUGAUGAGUACUGCCAGGCUCAUGCUCCUCUUGCCGCUGUUCUUCUCAUGCAGAUGCCUGCCGAACCUGCAUUUUGGUGCUUAAAAUCGAUCUGCGAUAAAUACGUUCCCGGCUACUAUGCAAGAGGACUGGAAGCAAUUCAAGUUGAUGGAGACAUCUUGUACAAACUCUUGAAGAAAGUAUCACCUUCAGCUUAUAAACAUCUA
Molecule: messenger RNA, 3800 nt
Organism: Procambarus clarkii (red swamp crayfish)
Lineage: Eukaryota; Metazoa; Arthropoda; Malacostraca; Decapoda; Cambaridae
Source: RefSeq, a predicted model, not a curated record